Candidula unifasciata is the source of this 1912-nucleotide messenger RNA. Lineage: Eukaryota; Metazoa; Mollusca; Gastropoda; Stylommatophora; Geomitridae. The record is from the annotation of a GenBank genome assembly.
AUGAUGCGAGGGUUUGAUUCUAUCGAGUCGUUGCAUGCAGAGGAGUUGCUGGUGAAGAGAAGACGAGGCAGCAAGCGCUUUGUGAUUGCAGCUGCAGUCAUAGGUGGUCUGUUCUUCUUGGUGGGCAUACUUAUUGGGUACUUCAGUCACAAGAGAGACUCGGCCCAUCAGCCAGACUCUCAACCCGAAAUACUCAGUCCAUCACAGUAUAUUCUUGACCACGUCAGUACGAAUUACCUUCGAAGCAAACUUAAUGAAUUCACUGCCCAGUCAAGACUACCAGGGACUGAAGGUUCGCAAGAGCUGGCUCACAGAAUACAUUCUCUGUGGACAGCCAGUGGGUUGGAUGAUGUACACUUUGCAACGUACAAUAUAUUACUCUCGUUUCCUAACCAGUCAGAGCCAAAUAAGGUAGAAAUCAUAAAUAAAACAUCUGGGAAUACUCUCUUCACAACUUCGGCCUAUGAACCGUCACUAAGACCUGGGGACAACAUAUCUACAGUAAUGAACUUCAAUGCUUAUUCACCAGCAGGAAAAGCUUCGGGAGAUGUUGUUUAUGCAAACUAUGCAACUCUAGAAGAUUUUGAUUAUCUGACAAAGAAUUUAAGCAUUGAUCUAACUGGAAAAAUUAUCAUAGCUCGAUAUGGCAAAAUCUUCAGAGGUAACCAGGUUCAUAAUGCUGAGCAUUAUAAUGCUAGUGCUCUGAUCCUGUACACGGACCCAGCUGACGUCAAUAAGGCUUUUAAUGAGACAGGAAAAGAUCUGCCUUACCCCAAUUCAUGGUGGAUGCCUAGCACAGGAGUGCAGAGGGGGACACUACAUGAUAAUGGAGAAAACCCUGAUACUCCAUUUUAUCCUGCGACUGACUAUGCCUACCAUAUUGACCCAUCUAAAAGAAACCUGCCGAAGAUCCCAUGUCAACCAAUCAGUUAUGGAGAUGCUGAACAGAUUUUACGCAAUCUGUCUGGGCAUCCUUCCCCUUCAAGCUGGCAUGGAACUCUUCCUGUGGAGUACAAGACUGGACCUGGUUUUGAAAACAACCCAGAUUUGAAAAUAGAAGUUAGUGUAAAUAACUUCUUGGACACUCGUCCAGUUUAUCAUGUGAUUGGGAUUAUAAAUGGAACAGAAGAGCCAGACAGGUAUGUUCUUCUUGGAAACCAUCAUGAUGCAUGGGUAUAUGGUGCUGUUGAUCCUCAGUCUGGGGGUGUAGCCUUAUCUCAUGUUGUGGAUCUUUUUGGCCAACUUCUCAAAUUAGGUUACCGACCAAGGCGGACACUUAUCUUCUGCAGCUGGGAUGCUGAAGAAACUGGGCUCAUUGGUUCUUCGGAGUGGGUAAAGGACCACCUCAAAGUGCUGUAUGAAAGAGCAGUUGCCUACCUCAAUGUUGACAUGUCUGUACAAGGAAACUUCACAGUGAAAGCUGCAGCAAGCCCACUACUUCAGGAUGCCUUAUAUGAAGCUGCUAAACAGGUCCCAAGUCCAGUCAGUGAAUUUAAAACUCUUUAUGAUCUGUGGUUAGCCAGACCAUUCUCUAAUGACAAGUUAAUGAACCAGGAGCCUAGUGUUAGCUAUUCGCUGGGAGCAGGCAGUGAUCAUGCUAGAUUUUACCUACUGGCUGGGGUACCAUGUGCUGAUUUAAGAAUCUCUUAUGAUUUGAAAAAGUACCCUCUUUCAUCAUAUCCACUGUACCAUUCACAAUACGACAAUAUUUUUUCCUAUGAAAACUAUCAAGAUCCAGGCUUUGUAUUCACUAAAGCUCUGACACAAUUUUGGGCAAUACUGGCAUACAAUAUAGCUGAAGCUCCAUCCCUACCUAUGAAUGUAACAAGAUACUCCACAGCUGUGAGCACAUUCAUCGAGGAUCUUCUCAACAUGUAUAAAGAUGUUUGGAUGAAGAACAAUGUCAAUACUG